Messenger RNA from Babesia bigemina, 2481 nucleotides. Its product is annotated as cysteine desulfurase, putative. The transcript is spliced from 13 exons. NCBI's taxonomy places the organism in Eukaryota, Apicomplexa, Aconoidasida, Piroplasmida, Babesiidae. The record is from RefSeq and is a predicted model, not a curated record. Gene Ontology annotation, molecular function: cysteine desulfurase activity; pyridoxal phosphate binding. Bases 1 to 2481 code for a protein of 826 amino acids.
AUGUACACACGCGGCUAUAUAGUAUGCUUGGUGGCAUUUCACAUUUUUUCUGGCGCGUUAUGUCUGUCUCCUACUGGCCGCCUGCGCACGUCUUUCCUGCACCCACCUACUCGGUACAAUACGCUUCACGGCGGCCGCUGGCGUCUGAAGAGCGACGGUGCCGAGCGUGAUUCGCCGUAUGUGUACGAAUUCCCAGCGUUGAACCGUCCGGAGUCGCGCAACCUCGUCUACUUCGACAACGCCGCCACGACACAAAAGCCACGUGCAGUAAUUGAGGCCAUUCUGGACUACUACAGCAACCCGUGCGCGAACGUUCACAGGUCCCAGCACGAUCUGGCCACAUCGGCGUCCACACGUUACGAGAGCGCCCGACACAACGUGUCCAGUUUCAUCAACGCAUCGAGCCCAUCGGAAAUCGUGUUCACCAGCGGAGCCACGGAAUCGAUAAACAUAGUCGCAGGAAGCUGGUGGUGGGUGGAGAAGCUGCAUGUGCCACACCGCGAUAACGUGGGACCCGGUGACGUGAUCCUGCUGCCUUUGUCUGAGCACAACAGCAACAUAAUUCCGUGGCAGCUGCAUGCUAACGACAGCGGUUGCCGCAUCGGUUUUAUCAAGCUUACGGAAGACGGUUCAGUCGAUUUGGACGACUAUAAUCGCCUGCUCGAUCAAGGCAACGUUAAGCUCGUUUCAUUGGCGCAUGCGUCAAACGUGAUCGGCCGCGUGCAAGAUCUCUCCACGAUCGUCAGGUUGGCCCACUCACGCGGGGCGAAGGUGCUGGUUGACGCCUGCCAGACACUCGGCCACAUUCCGAUUGACGUGUCAUCGAUAGGAUGCGACUUCUUGGUGGGUUCGGCCCACAAGAUGUACGGUCCCACUGGAGUGGGUUUCCUCUAUGCGAAGCGUUCGAUCCUGGAUUCCAUGCGACCUCAUAGGGGCGGUGGCGGCAUGGUAAAGAACGUAACCACUACCCGGUUUGAACUGGAGGACGUACCUCACCGGUUCGAGUCAGGCACACCACAGGUUGCUCAGGUGAUUGGUUUCUCCGCUGCAAUUGACUUUUUGAGAGACAUAGGGCUGUCUAAGAUUGCCGCAUACGAGCGCGAGCUUCUGAGUUACCUGCGUGACCAGCUAUGCAAGGUCGCCACUGUCUACAGCCCGGCUCUGGAUCCAAACUCGGAUGAGCACUGCCCCAUUGUUUCCUUCAACGUUGACGGAGUGAGCGCUUUCGAUAUAGCCGCACUGCUGGCAACACAUAAUAUCGCCGUGAGAGCUGGGCAGCAUUGCGCUCACAUCCUGCACCGUGACUACCUUAAGGUAGACCACAGUCUGCGGGUGUCGUUGGCGCUGUACAACACCCGUGGGGAGAUCGACGACCGUCGACCGUUUACGCACGGCGUCUGCACAAUGACGCUCACCCGGUCCCUCGCACGGCUGAAGUCCAGGAGUCCUUACCUGGGGUUCUUCCGCAACACCCCUUUCUAUAGAAGAUCUGGCGGCGACUCUAUCCUUAGGGUUAACCCCCGACUGGUUCCGAGCAAGCAGCUGGGAAAGACCUUGCUGCGCAUAGGCACGCUGGGCAUGGACCGCGCCAAGUUGGAACGCAUACUGAUCACAUGUGCUACCCAGAUGGGACAGGCGUUGGACGAUGUGAACCUGAGCACGUGCCUCUCCUUGAUGGUGCGACUGCAGAUAUCCAACCCGCAGUGCCUGGAGAGCCUGGUGCCGUAUUGCUACCGGAUAUCCGAUCUGGAGCGUGCCAUAGCCUGUUGUCACCUAAUCGGCAUGGUGCCAGGCAGCCGAGACUCGCCCAGCGCACGGGCAUUCGUAGUACACGUGUCGCAGCGUGUUCCCCUCGAAGGCCAUUCACUGCUUUUGCGCGACUUGGGGCGUUUAUGCGAGUCUCUUCGCGUCCUAGACCUGUACUGUGAAGAUUUGGGCGAAUUCCUGGCUUCCGUGAUUGAAGAUGAGCUGAUUCACUCCGAGUCCAGCGAGGACGCGGUGUACAUUACGUCUGUUCUCGGCUAUUUGGGUCGUAUGGGAGUAGGCAGCGUGCCACUGUGGCGGCUGUUCAGCCGUUAUACGGCCACGGAGGGUAUCCACAGCAACCCGAGGGUGUUGAUUAAGGCGUUGGAGUCGUUUUGCGACCGCCGAAUCAAGCAUGAGUCGCUGCUGAACCAGGCUGGCGACGCACUGGCCCUUGUGUUGGACUCGUUACGCCCGUCUGAAGUUGCCCGUGUCGCGGAUGUGUACUCGAGACUCGGAUUCUACCACAAACGGCUGGCCGAGGUGCUUAUUCUUGGCGCGGAGCGUGUCACACCAUUUCUGGACGCAAGCGACUCGGUGAAGCUGUUGCGAACAUUCGUGCAGGCGUACUCGCAGCCAGGCACGCACGCUGCGAUCACCCAGGACCCAUCACUAUCGCAUCGCCAUCGCAGGGCCCUGUACCUGACGUUCAACCGCUGCACCACAGGGUUGAAGUAG